AUGGAUAGCACAAGCUCACCAGAUUAUAAGGCGCUUUUUCUGAGAGAAGCCGAGCGGAGGAAGGAAGCAGAAGAACGCCAGCGGAAGGCAGAGGAAGAACGGGAACAGGAGAAAGAGGAGAGAAGGCGUGCAGAAGAGGAACGAGAUCAGGGCAGAGAACUAACGCGGCACACCACCUUUCUAGGACUUCUCCGUGACUGCCAUAUCCUUUUCUCGCUUCCUUUACGAGCCGCAUCGCCGUCUAUAUCCACAACAGGAAAAAUACCGCAGCCAACAGGGAAAUACUGCCCGCGACGCCUUCUACCUUGGGAAGACUGUGCAGUUAGGCAACAGGAGAUUUACCGGCCUGUUUGCACCUAUCUGGAACCUGAAGGGAAGGCUGCGGAACAGCGAUUUUCACCGCGCCUUGCGCUGGAGGACUUGGGUAAACGAUUUGAUGAAAGACCAAUAAGCAGUGAGCAGGAUCUGCAGAGCUAUGAACGAUUUGGUGUGGAGAACUAUGUUCGUGAUAUUAUUGUAGCUCUGCAAGAUACCAGCCGCUUGAGAUGA
Messenger RNA from Aspergillus oryzae RIB40, 549 nucleotides. RefSeq lists its product as uncharacterized. Bases 1 to 549 code for a protein of 182 amino acids. NCBI's taxonomy places the organism in Eukaryota, Fungi, Ascomycota, Eurotiomycetes, Eurotiales, Aspergillaceae. The record is from RefSeq and is a predicted model, not a curated record. The transcript has a single exon.